AUGGAUUACCUGGUUUUAGUGGUGCUGCUUUUGACUUUGUUCAUAAGUCCAACAAUUCAAGGUCCGUACCGAGCUCCUCGUAUCGUCGAGCAUCCAAACAACCAGGUCGUACCCAAAAACGAUCCCGUCACGUUGAAUUGCAAAGCCGAUGGAAAGCCGGAACCAACUAUCCAGUGGUAUAAGGAUGGCGAGCCUAUAAAAUUGACACCAAACCAUCUCUUGUUGCCCGAUGGUUCGUUGUUUUUUCUCCGAACAUCGCACAGCAAAAAAGAGAACGAUGCUGGGGUCUACCACUGUGUUGCGACAAAUCAUGCUGGGAUGGCCGAGAGCCGAAAUGCUACGCUGCAAAUUGCAUUAUUACGUGAUGACUUCCGAAUGGAACCAAAGGAUACACGAGUGGCUGCUGGUGAAAAAGCCUUAUUGGAGUGUGGAGCUCCUAAGGGCAGUCCCGAACCAUCCAUCCGAUGGAUGAAAGAUAACGUUCCGCUACUAUUGGAUGAUCAACUUCGAUCGGCGAAAGAAAUAGGGCGAAUGCGGAUCGUAGACGGGGGAAAUCUUUUUAUCAGUGACGUUCGACCAACGGAUGGAGGUCACUAUCAAUGCAUUGCGUACAACAUAGUCGGCAAACGAGAGAGCUAUACUGCUCGACUCACAGUGCAAGUGAAACCAUUUUUCAAACUAGAGCCAAUGGAUGCCACGGCACUUGUUGGUCAACGAGUGCAGUUUCUGUGUGCAGUAGAAGGAGAUCCUAAACCGCAAAUCCUGUGGAGCAAGGAAAACGGCCACAUUCCUGUUGGCAGGGCCAUAAUUCUAGAGGAAGACAGCAGUUUAGUAAUACGCAGUGUCAUACACACAGACGAAGGGAUGUACAUUUGUGAGGCUCACAAUUCGAUUGGUCAAAUCAGCGCAAAAGCACAGCUAUUUGUUUAUUCUCCGCCAACGAUCGUAGUUAAACCCGAAGAUCAGAAGGCGACAUUGAACGGGGUCGCAAAAUUUCAGUGCAAUUCCUCUGGCAACCCGCAGCCUUCCAUCUUCUGGACAAAGGAAGGCUCUCAAACGCUAAUGUUCCCCAACAAUACGUACGACAACCUGGAGGUUUCGGCGGAAGGAACGCUCCUUAUUCGCGGUGUUCAGAAGGAUGACGAUGGCUACUACAUCUGCUCGACACUAAGUGUGGCCGGUUCCACAGCCUCUCGGGCUUAUUUGCAGGUCCUAACGUCGGAAGACAGCAGCCCUCCGCCGAUUCUGCAGAGUGUACCGGCCAAUCAAACGUUGCCCCGGGGCAAUGUUGCCACGCUGCCGUGUCAUGCCAGCGGUAAUCCGACGCCCAAGAUUCGCUGGCUGAAAAAUGCGACCGAUAUCAACCUUUCCGGCGGUAACGGACGCUUUUCAAUCAUCCAUGGUGGCUCGCUCAGAAUUGAUGAUAUACGAAAUGAGGACAGUGGAUGGUAUCGAUGUGUGGCAUAUUCCGCGAAAGGAGAAACAUCAUGGAACGCCUAUUUAGCGGUUGAAAGUAAUCUUUCCUCGAUGGAGCAUCGCGCACAUAACGCUGGAUUGCUUCCGUCCGCUCCAGGGAUUCCUAAGGCUGUAAACAUUACAAAUAGUAACAUUACUUUAACGUGGAUUCGGGGACAAGAUCAACUCCAGAUAAAUCCUGUAACAGGGGGCUACACGAUAGAAUACUACAGUCCAGAAGAGAAGGCUGGCUGGAUCAAGGCUAUGAGUCGAAUCCCCGGUUAUACGGCAACGAUUACAAAUCUCUCUCCCUCAACGUCGUACAUGUUUAUAAUCCGUGCUGAGAAUUCGUAUGGAUAUUCCGCUCCCUCUCCAAUAUCCGCAAUCAUGCGUACACUUUCAGCAAAUGAUCGAGUAACAAUGCCAGAAGAAAUAGAAACUGCCAGGGUAGUGCUAAAUGGCCAGGUGCUUGAGUUGGUUGAUGCAAUAGCAAUUAAUUCGACGACUGUCAGGCUUGAGUGGCAGCUGCAUAUUAGUAAUACGGAAGAAUACGUCGAGGGCUUGUACGUGCGUUAUAGAAAUCUUUCGACGAUCGAUACCCAAAACUAUAGCAUGUUGACCAUUCCUAUAAAUCCCUCUGAGACACACGUAAUAGGAGGCUUGGAAAAAUUCACACGAUAUGAGUUUUUCUUGACCCCAUUCUUCAAGACGGUAGAAGGACAACCGACUAGCUCGAAAGUGGUUCAAACAUUGGAGGAUUCACCUACUGGAGCGCCCAUGAAUGUUCAGACCGGGAUGGUCAAUUUAACCACAGGCUUUGUGAACUGGCUACCGCCGCUAGAAAAUCUCAUCAAUGGUAUUCUGCUUGGAUAUAAGGUUCAGCUACGUACUAGUAAUUCCUCCAAAGUGUUGGCUCAGAUCACUCUCAACGCAACCACGCACUCGAUCGUGUUCCAUAGUCUUACUACCGGAACAACAUACACAGUGCGCGUCGUUGCGUAUAAUCGUGUGGGUGCUGGCCCUUACUCCAAACCUGCCUAUCUCGUAAUGGAUCCUGCUCACGUUAUCGCACCUCCAAGGGCGCAUAAUUCCCUCAGUGAUAUUGAGGGCUUGCGACAACAAAAUCUGUUACAUGAAACAUGGUUUAUGGUGGUUAUGAUUGUGUUGCUGCUGCUUGUCCUAACUUCGGCGUCAGUGGGAGCAGUAUUAUUUUUCCGAAACCGUGCUAAAGUAAGCAAAGAAAUGAUGAGUGCUACUGUUACAACGAACGCUAGCUCUGAUCCUACUCGAAGACCGAUGGUAGUCUCGCGUAGAGAUUGUCUCUGGAUUGACCGAGGCUGGCGAUCAACCGAUACUGAUAAAGAUUCGGGCUUGAGCGAAGCCAAACUGCUAGAAAGUUCUCAAAACACAGCCAAUUACGCCGAUGUUAGUACAGACUACGCAGAAGUGGACCCUAGAAGCAUAACGUCAUUUUACAAUAGUCGCAAAUCACCAGAUAAUCCAUCACCUUACGCUACAACUGUAUUGGUAAAUGGAAAUUCCAACGACGCUGGUAAAUUAAAUUUCCCUGGUCUAGAUGGGUACAUCUCCGGAACUUCGGCUAAUGAUCCAGCAUACCUUUCAGGGCAUCCUAAAGCCUUCACACCGGUCUCGUACAAUCAAGCUCCCCCUGCCAACUGGAUUGAUUUCCUACCCCCUCCACCGGAACAUCCGCCACCGAUUCCGCAAGCUUUAGACCAUCACAUACACCUAAAUCAUGUAUAUCCCUCGGAACUGAUCGGCUCCAAUGGAGGUCCUGCCUCCACAGCUGCCAUCGGUUCCCAGGGAUCAUCUAUUCGUUGUGGAUCGGCGCAAUCCGGUAGCUAUAAUGGAGGGAGUGCUCAUCAUUCAUAUCAAUAUGUAGAUCCAUCCCUACUAGGACGAGGAUCCUCUAGAAGCAGUUCCAACGAGUGUACCAUGCGAAAUGUGCCACCACUUCCGCUGCCUGCACAGCAGGCGCAAUUCAUACCGUAUGCGAGCAAUACUCCAGGCUCCGCUGAGCAGGCAGCCUACUUUGAUGACGAAGUGUACAACAGUCCAGUUAAAAAUCCAGGAGAGAACAACUAUCAUCCGUAUCGGAUGCCAAAUUCCUCCUCGACGUCUUCUAUAUCAUGCUGCCAGUCUAAUCACUCUCGAAGUAGUCAUUCUGGUGGUGCAAAACCUCACGAAUUCCUCAAUCAACAGCAGCAUCCGGAACAUCAGCCCCAACUGAUGCACACCAAUAUAGUGUUCCAAGGACCCCAAUCACACCUAAACAAACUUAAUGGUGCUAGUGGCUAUGAUGGACAUCUCCCCAAAGGUGUAUGCUUCAAUGAACAAUAUAGAGUUUUGGAAGAAAGUGGCAAAACGGAUGGAAGUGGUAGAAACCAUCACGAACACUGCUCCUAUUUCACGAAUUGUUCCGACGCAUCCGGUGCCAGUAGCAGUAGUGGAAGUGGCGGUUUCCGUAAACACCCAAAGUUUGUGAAAACUGUACAUGUGAAUAUUGAAAAUGCCAUCAACGGCAACUACCACCAGCAACAGCAGCAGUUCCACCGGGAUCAACCGGCCGUUCCUAAGGAGCAACCUAUUAUAACCAAUGGCCAUAAUAAUCACAAUCACCAGCCGUAUAUGUACAAUCAGCAACAUCACCACCAGCAGGAACCGAUCAGCGAGCACGAUGAGACUGAAACUGACAAAAUGCUCACUGGCGAUAGUAGCUGCUAUAGUGAAAAUGAAGACCAUACGAUCAGCAACGGUUGUUCUGGUCCCGAAUCCGAUACCCAUGAGGAAAUCAUGAAAAAAAUGAACUAUCACGAAAACGACAAGCAACAUCAACAACGCGCAGAUGCGUGUAUUGAUAAUGGUGCACCAAUAUGCCCGCUUUAUGAAGAACCGGUGUAUCAGACGUCUUAA
This is a messenger RNA of Anopheles nili, 4389 nucleotides long. RefSeq names its product protein sax-3-like. Lineage: Eukaryota; Metazoa; Arthropoda; Insecta; Diptera; Culicidae. The record is from RefSeq and is a predicted model, not a curated record. The coding region runs from base 1 to 4389 and encodes 1462 amino acids. Gene Ontology annotation, molecular function: protein binding. The transcript has 14 exons.